CCCCAAAGAUCUACAAAGGCGAACACGACUGCAGAAAGUAACGUUGCAUGUCUAUAGACGUUGUAAAAUUCGUGGAAGUUUUGUUUCAAAAUAUCAAUGUAUAAAUAAACAUGAAAUUGCUCGAUAUUUUUUAAGUUAUUUAUGUUAUUGUAUAUUUUCUAAAUUUAAUGGAUAAAAUAUAAUUUUGUGAAACAUAUUUUGGUUAUUGAAUAUCGAUGAUUAUCAUGAUUAACUAAUAAUACAAAUAAAAAUUUUGUCACUACUAAUCUAAUAUUGUUGUGUGCAAGAUAAAACAUCUUACGUUUAUUAAAAGGAAAAGCAAACGUAAUAUUCAAGAAUAAGUUCAAGAAUAAAAUCCGAGAAUAGUAUAAUCUAAAAUUCACGGUAUCACUGCAAUUUUUUUACGUUUGAGAUUACAGUUAUAAAAUUUAUUAAAUAAGAAGAUUGAAUAAGAUAUUUCACGACAUGCAAGUUAUGCAAUUUCCAUUCAAAAUCCUUACGGUAGCGGGAUGCCGACCACCAACCUCCUGGUCUUCUUCACUAGGCAAACGGAUAGUGUACCAUGCAUACACGAUCAUAAUGUGUUUACUACUGUUUACGGUCAUGGUUCCGCAAUUUAUGGAUAUUAUCCUGAAUGUUAAUAAUGCCGACGAUUUCACGGAUUGCUUUUACAUAAUGCUGGCCACGUUCAUCGCUUGCUGUAAGAUUCUCAGUCUAUUACUAAAUCGCAAGAAUAUCGAGUUGUUAACUGAAGCGUUGGUUGAGAAACCGUUUAGACCUCUGGAACCAGACGAAAUUGAGAUUCGAGAAAAAUGUAAUAAGACAGUACGGACCAAUUCUAUAAUCUACACGGUUCUGAUCGAGCUGACAUGCGGAAGUAUGAAUUUGACAUCUUUGUUAACGGACUUUCGGAGAGGAAAGUUAGCGUAUAGAGAGUGGAUACCUUAUAAAUGGUCCGAUACAGUGUAUUAUUUCACGUACUUUCGCCAAAUAAUUAGCUUGACAGUUGCAUCCAUCGUGAAUGUUGCCUGUGAUAUACUGAUUUGCGGUUUACUGCUGCAUAUUUAUUGCCAGAUCGAGAUCUUAGAGUGUCGUCUGAAGAAAUCCUUGCGCAAUCGAGGCGACUUGGGUGAAUGUGUACGUCUGCACGAUCGUAUCUAUAAAUAUGCACGCACGAUGAAUGAAAAGUUCAGACUUAUAAUUACUGUUCAAUUCAUAGCGAGUAUGCUAGUAGUAUGCUCCAGUCUUUAUCGUUUAGCUAAAACUACAUUGAGUCCGAAAUACAUUCCACUAAUGUUAUAUACAAUCUGUAUGUGUAUACAAAUUCUUCUUUAUUGUUGGUUUGGAAACGAGGUGAAAUUAAAGAGCAUUCAAUUUUCUGAUGAAAUUUUUGGGAUGGAUUGGGUAACAGCAGACAAGAAAGCAAGACAGAGUCUUAUACUAAUUAUGAAUCGCUCUCUGCUACCCAUCGAAUUUUCUAGUGCACAUAUUAUUACAGUGAAUCUAGAUUCUUUCGUGAAGUUACUUAAGAUGUCGUAUUCAGUAUAUAACAUACUUAAACAAACAAAGGAAGAAUAUAUGAUAUAUUUCUUCUCAAUGGCACAAUUUAUGGACAUCGUUUUAAAUGUUGACAAUCCUAGUGACUUUACUGAGACUUUAAAUAUGAUGACGACUUCGUCUGCUGCAUGUUAUAAGCUGUUUAUUGUAUGGUUCAAUUAUCAGAAAAUUGCAGCGUUAAUUAAUUGUCUUACUGAAGAGCCAUUUAAACCAUUAAAUUUGGGUGAGGUGGAAAUACGACAGCAAUAUGAUAGAAAAAUACGGAACAAUACGUUACGUUAUUCAAGUUUAAUCGGAACAACAUGUUCAUUCAUGGCCUUGGUGUCACUGUUCACUGAUUUCAGGCAUAGAAAGUUGACUUAUAGAGAAUGGCUACCAUAUGAUUAUUCGUCUUACAUUCCUUAUUGUUUGACAUAUGCUCAGCAAAUAAUAUGUAACUUCCACAUUGCUAGUGUGAACGUAGCUUGCGAUGCUCUUCUAUGUGGACUCUUAAUGCAUAUAUGUUGUCAAAUUGAUAUCUUGGAACACCGUUUAAAAAAUAUCUUAAGCAAUCAAGUUACUCUGGGAUACUGCGUACGGCAUCACAAUCGAAUUUUAGAAUAUGCACAAGUAGUGAAUAUGAGAUUUACGAAAAUAGUCGGAUUUCAGUUUAUGGCAAGUACAAUGGUAAUUUGUUCCAAUUUGUAUCAAUUGACCAGGUCGACUCUAAGUGCAAAUCAUGUUCCAUUAAUUAUGUACACAAGUUGUAUGCUGACACAAAUAUUUAUAUAUUGUUGGUUUGGAAACGAAGUCAAAUCAAAGAAUCUUCAAUUAAUGGCUAAUAUUUUCCAAAUGGAGUGGCCAAUUCUAGACAAUAGCAUUAAAAAGGGCUUUUUGAUGAUUAUGAAGCGUGCAAUGAUACCAAUUAAAAUUUCUACUAUAUAUAUUUUGACUAUAGAUUUGAAUUCUUUUGUAGGGAAUCUCCAAUUAGCAGACAGCAUUUUUCAAAUAGAUUGGACAAUUUUGGACAAUAGUGUGAAAAAAAACUUAUCGAUAAUUAUGAAACGUACAAUGAUACUUAUUAAAAUUUCUACAGUAUAUAUUUUGACCAUGAAUUUGGAUUCCUUUGUAAUGUUUCUUAAAACAUCAUACUUUAUUUAUAACUUAUUAACGCAAGUGCAAAAGUAAUACAGUUAAAAGGCUAAGAACAAAUAGAGUUUUAUAUUAGUUGCACAUAAUUAUAAAAGAAGUGUAAUGAUUUAAU
Molecule: messenger RNA, 2800 nt
Organism: Solenopsis invicta (red fire ant)
Lineage: Eukaryota; Metazoa; Arthropoda; Insecta; Hymenoptera; Formicidae
Exons: 12
Coding region: 466-2724 (752 amino acids)
Biological process (GO): detection of chemical stimulus involved in sensory perception of smell; sensory perception of smell
Cellular component (GO): plasma membrane
Molecular function (GO): odorant binding; olfactory receptor activity
Source: RefSeq, a predicted model, not a curated record